This is a messenger RNA of Lathyrus oleraceus (garden pea), 511 nucleotides long. RefSeq lists its product as uncharacterized. NCBI's taxonomy places the organism in Eukaryota, Viridiplantae, Streptophyta, Magnoliopsida, Fabales, Fabaceae. Bases 83 to 310 code for a protein of 75 amino acids. The record is from RefSeq and is a predicted model, not a curated record. The transcript has 2 exons.
CACUUAAAAAAACUUCUAACACAUUUAACCAAAAAAGAGAGUAAAGUAUAUCGAUUUCACGAAUCGCGUGCGAAGAGGAGUUAUGGGUCUGACGAAUUUCGUACUGACGGUGGCCGGCGUAAGCGCCGUCGUUCUUCUUCUAAGGAGUGACGUGAAGCAAUCUGCGUCGAUUUUCAAACGCAACGUCAAACAAAUUCGCCACUGGCUAGAAGAAGAAACCGCCAAUUCUUCAAAGAAAAUGGAGCAGACUAAAAGGGAACUUGAAUCAAAGGUCCAUCCGCAAGACACUCAUAAGGACGAUAAGCACUAAUGUUUAUGUAGUUAAUGUGAUGGGUGGGGUUUAGUGUAGUAAUUUUUCUGGUUCUCUGUGCUCAUCUGUUACUGGAUACAGGUUUUAUUUUUGUUUUUUUAUAUACUAAAAGAAUUCUUAAUCAAUCUCUUGAUGUAUUGAGAAAAUGUAUAUUAUGUUAGUGUUUUUUGAGCAAUAAUAUGAAGUUAUGGUUUUUCCACA